Molecule: messenger RNA, 990 nt
Organism: Tauraco erythrolophus (red-crested turaco)
Lineage: Eukaryota; Metazoa; Chordata; Aves; Musophagiformes; Musophagidae
Source: RefSeq, a predicted model, not a curated record
UCAGGAGGAAGAAUCGUGCCGUCUCGCUACCUGCAGUACAGUCAGAAAGGCGCGAAGAAGGAUGCUUCAGCAAGUUCCUUUGUAGCCUCUACUGCUAAACCAUCUUCUGCAACUAAACCAACAUCAGCUCUUCCUCAGAGAUGUGAAGCUUCUGCUGAUGUUGUCUCUAGCUCAUUAAAUCAGAGUAGUUUUGAGAAAGGUGUCCUGCAGUCCACUUUAUUAGAUGAAGAUAAAGUUCCUCGACCGGACCUUGAUGUUUCAGCUAUUACUGAUCAAACUGUCCGCAAAAAGAUUCCUCCUUCAAAAUCUGCUUCCGAAGAAAGUUCAAAGACAGCUGGAAAUACCCAAGAAGUGGUGAAUGAUUCUGAUUCUCUGAUGGAAGAGCUGGAAUCUCAGACGCUGCUUUUAACUUACCUAAGAGUAAAGGCAGGCAAAAAUCUUGCCAAGGUGGAGAAGAAAGCAGAAAAAAACUUGCUAAUGUUGUGUGAAGAAAAGGAGAGACAGCAGGAGAAGCUCUCUGAGUUGAAGCGUGAAGUUCUACUUGGAGAGAGCGAGCAGAGACUUGACGAUGCGUUAGACAAACAGAUGGAAGUACUUUCUCCCCUUGUUCCUGUUUGUGAGCAGUUUAAAGAGCAGUAUGAAAGCUUUGCAGUUUCCCUGGACACCACUAGACAUGAAUUACCCAUAAAGGAUAUUCACAUAGAAGGAGAUAUGCCAACGUAUCUUGGUAAACUGCAAAAGCAGUUAACUAUCACGCAGGACCUUCUGACGGAAGUUAUGCCAAGCUACUCAGAAGAAAGUGCAAAAGCUUGUAGUGCACUGAAAGAACUUAAAGAAGUGUCUCAGAAUCUGGAUAAAGAACUUCAAAGGAGCUUCACACAAGUGCAGAACCUGUCGUUUGAAGUUAGUAAAGAAGUUUCUCUGCAUAACCAAAGAAUAUGCGAAGAGAAUCAUGGACUAGAUGUUGUGAAACACUGGUACUUCGACUAA